This is a messenger RNA of Lathyrus sativus (Indian pea), 1740 nucleotides long. The record is from the annotation of a GenBank genome assembly. NCBI's taxonomy places the organism in Eukaryota, Viridiplantae, Streptophyta, Magnoliopsida, Fabales, Fabaceae.
AUGGACUUCGACGAGUACGAUUACUUGGAGAAGACGGUGGAGGAGCUGCCAGAAGACAAAGAUUCUUCCAGAAAGAAGAAAAUUGACACCGCCGACAUAAAAUCCGAGAGGACAUACCGGAAGCGCGACGUUGACGACGAUCUGAACGGCGAAGAUAGGCGGAGCAAAAGGUCUCGUGGUGAAGACGAGAAUGGCUCUAAAAAAGAUCGCGAUAGAGACAGAGACAGAGACAAAGAUCGUGACCGUGAAAGAUCUUCCGGCCGCCACAGGGAGAGGGAGAGGGAUAGGGAUGGAGAGAAAGGUAGUAGAGAGAAAGAGAGGGAGAGGGACGGAGAGAAAGGUAGUAGAGACAGAGAUAGAGAGAAGGAUAAGGAUAGGGAUAGAGAGAGGGAAAAGGAGAGGGAGAGGAGGGAUAAGGAAAGGGAAAAGGAACGGGAAAGAAGAGAGAGGGAGAGAGAGAAGGAACGGGAGAGAGAAAAGGAGGAGAAAGAGAGACCUAGGAGGAGUAUGAGUCGUCCCGAGAGAGAUAGAGGAGAAAGAGUAGACAGAGAGCGAGAUUUCGAAAAUAGAGAUGGCAGGAGAUUCAGGGAUAAGAAAGAUAACGUGGAACCUGAAGCAGACCCAGAAAGGGAUCAGAGAACUGUUUUUGCCUACCAGAUGCCUCUAAAAGCAACAGAGAGAGAUGUAUAUGAGUUCUUCUCAAAAGCUGGCAAGGUGAGAGAUGUCCGUCUAAUCAUGGAUCGGAACUCAAGACGAUCUAAAGGAGUUGGGUAUAUUGAAUUUUAUGAUGCAAUGUCAGUGCCAAUGGCAAUUGCUAUCUCCGGCCAACUACUUCUUGGGCAACCUGUAAUGGUGAAACCUUCUGAAGCUGAAAAGAAUCUUGUUCAGUCUAAUGCUUCCAGUGGAGCUGCUGGUGUAGUAGGACCAUAUGGAGCAGUGGACAGAAAAUUGUAUGUGGGGAAUCUUCAUUUCAACAUGACCGAGGCUAAUCUCCGAGAGAUUUUUGAGCCAUUUGGUCAGAUUGAGGUUGUACAACUACCUCUUGACAUGGAGACAGGACACUGCAAGGGUUUUGGGUUUGUUCAGUUUGCCCAUCUUGAACAUGCCAAGGCAGCUCAGAGUUUAAAUGGAAAAUUGGAGAUCGCUGGCAGGACUAUAAAGGUUUCAUCUGUUACAGAUCAUGUUGGAAGUCAAGAUACAACUGCAAAAUCUGCAGACUUUGAUGAUGAUGAAGGUGGAUUGACUUUAAAUGCCCACUCAAGAGCAUUGCUUAUGCAAAGGUUGGCUGGUGCUGACAUUCCCACAAGCAUUGGUGUGCCAAUUGUGAACGGAUCGGUUCCUGUUCAGCAGGCUUUUAGCAUGCCUAUCAGUAAUCCUGGUGUUAUACCGGGCUCCGGUCUACCAACACAAGUUAUGCCUACCCCUGUGGUAGAACCAGUUGGAAUCCCCAGCGAGUGUUUAUUAUUGAAGAAUAUGUUUGAUCCAAGCACCGAGACUGAACCAGAUUUUGAUAUAGACAUUAAAGAGGAUGUAGAGGAAGAGUGUUCUAAGUAUGGCCGAGUGAAGCAUAUUUAUGUCGACAAAAGAAGUGCAGGUUUUGUGUACUUGCAGUUUGACACAGUGGAAGCAUCAAGUGCUGCACAACGGGCAAUGCACAUGAGAUGGUUUGCACGUAGGUUGAUUACAGCUAUCUUCAUGGAACCACAUUUAUAUGAAGCUAAGUUUAACGGGGAAUCUUGA